Frankliniella occidentalis (western flower thrips) is the source of this 1886-nucleotide messenger RNA. Its product is annotated as CREB/ATF bZIP transcription factor-like. Gene Ontology annotation, molecular function: DNA-binding transcription factor activity. The transcript is spliced from 3 exons. Gene Ontology annotation, biological process: regulation of DNA-templated transcription. The record is from RefSeq and is a predicted model, not a curated record. NCBI's taxonomy places the organism in Eukaryota, Metazoa, Arthropoda, Insecta, Thysanoptera, Thripidae. The coding region runs from base 205 to 1044 and encodes 279 amino acids.
GCUGCGGGGCUCGCUGACGCAACGUCCACCAUUUUGCAGCUUGUGCUCGGUACGGACGAAGGACGUUGUGUGGAGUGCCGAUUAAUUGUGAUUUUGAGUGGUUUUCAGAGGAAAACGAGUCGAUAAACUAUUGGACACUGUUCGCCUGCGCUCAGGCAACAAACUAGUGUAAGUUUCUUGCUGUUACUUGUGUUUUUUGUCAAAAUGGCCCGGUUUGCGAGUGGUGCAAGCGGUAGGCUGGGCAAACGUACACGCAACGCAAGUGAAACGGCUUCGCUCAGCUCUUGGGGAAGCGAAAUCAAUGUACUUUCUGAUGUGGAGGAAGAUAACUUCGAAGUGCAGAAGAAGCGACGCUUCCUAGAUAGUGGUGUCAGUAUGGAUGCAGAAUUGUCGGGAAGGGCCUUUACAUCCUCCGACGAAGAAUCUCAGCAACAGCCCAACUCAAGCGCCACUCGUGGAAAACGACCAAAGUGCUUCUCGCGCAACGCUGUUCUCGCCAGACAGAACCGUCUGAAGAAGAAGAAGUACAUGGCGGAUUUGGAGAACGAACUCCAAGCAUUGCGCAGAGAAAAUAGCAAGCUCAAGCUGUCAUUGGAUGGUUACAGCAAAGAUGUCCAGCUUGUCCGAAAAGAGAACAAAUACCUUCGCAAUGUGCUAGCCAACAGUAAGGAGAUCUCACAUUUGCUGCGCUCAAUUAAUGUUAAUUGUGGCUCUCCCUCUGUGUCUUCUGUUAACACAACUGCAGCAUCUAAGAAAUCAACAGCUCUAAAAGACACUCGUUCCAAUGUAAUUGUUGAAAGUGCAGUUCCCACGAUGAACAUUCAUUUGGAUUCUCUUGUGCCAUCCACAGAUUCUUCUCUAAUUGAUUUUCAUCCCGCAAGAACAGUGAGAAGAGAUUUCCCUAUUGCUGUAGAUGAUGUACCCUUGUCUCUUUCUGCUCCAGAGGAUGAAGAUACUGACGACCUUGACAUUCUCUUUGGCGCCUUUACUGUGCUCUUUGGAAGGCUUGCAGUUCUACCUUCCGAUUGCAGAGGCUAUUGCUAAGCGGAUGCCAAGGGCUGGGAGUCAGGAGCCCGGAUUGAAAAACGGUUGAGUAUACUUGUAUCGGGCCAAUCAUAACACUGCUAGUCAAAUCCCCAGAGAAGUGAUCAGAUUAUUUCUUUGAAAAAACUAAAGUAAUGGUUGUCAAAGUAAUUUUAUUUUUAAACAUUUUUUUCCUUAAUUGAAUUCUCUGGGGAUAAUUUAAUUACACAGGUUGUUUAGUUUCAUUUAACCCUCUUGAAAUUUGGAGAGGAUGAUAAUAUCAUUUGAACAACCUGGGUGAUUAAUUUCACAUCACUACAACACAAGUAUGGUCAUUUCAGAUUGGGUGAAUGUUUUUAAUGAACAAGUUAUGUUAUUUUUUCAGCACAUUUUCACAACUUCCUCAGGGCCUGCAGCUGCGAGAUUUAAAAAUUGGUUUAGUAUUGAUAGGAAAGCUGGACAUAUGUUUGAGAGGUUCAAUAGAUUUGGUAAGUGUGUUUGGUGCUAAAUACUGCCAGAAGCUAUAAGCCUUCCUCAGAUGAUAUCGAAAGGCAUGCCCAAGAGAGCUGUUUGAUUUCCCAAAAUGAAUGAAGUAAUGAAUGAGUGAGUACAGUCUUCUAUGACUUUACCCCUUAUAGGCAAGCUGUCACCAUCUAUUGAACUUCGCUCAAUUGGUAUGAACUUGUCUUCUGUGAAGGCGAGAUUUUGUAGGGCAUCUCAUAUGAACUUGCUCAGUUACAGCUGGACCUUGGCUGCUGCUGCCCCAGAAACAAGCAUUUUUUUUUAAGAAAUUCAUUAUGUAAUGGAUUGUAAAAUAUUUAUUUGUACAUACAUUUAUUGUUAAAUACAUUUUGUUAAGUAAA